CAGCCACGUUUUUCUCUCCUUUUCUGUUUUUUUUUUCUUUUUUCAUGCACAUAACUACAGUGUUAUGCAUUGCUCAUGCUUAAAUUCACAUUCAUCUGUAAUUCCAUCAUAUACGGCCACCUGCACCUCCGAUGGACAGACAAACGAAGAAGAAGGCGUCGUACGCGUUCGGUGUUCCUGGCCAGUGCCUCCUGUCCUGGCUGAGGGUGCUUUCGAGUUGCUGUCUUAUUCGGAGGAAGCGUCAGCAGUACAACAUUCAAUAUGUCGGAAGAGGAAUCCGAUUCUGGUACUGAAACAAGCAGCAAUGGUGAGGAUGCGGAAAGUGAUAAGGAACAGAAGGAAGGCAAGAAAGGAGGUGGUGAAAGCUCUGCGGAGAACGACAGUAAUGAAGGCAAGAAAAACAAGGAUGAGAAAGAAAAGAAAGCAACUGACAAGGGUGAUACUGCGGAUGCUCAUAAUAAGGAGGAGAAUGGGGGCAGAGGUGGGGAGGCUGGUAAAGGGGACGACAAGAAGAAAAGCACGAAGGACGACAAGGAAGCACAGGGUAAAGGAAAAGAUGGCGACAAGGACAGUAAAGACAAGGAGCCUGAACCUGCUGUAGGAUCUACUGUUGCCCUACAAGAAGGUUCAGGUUAUUGCAGUAACUUUGUGUCUCGCAUCCUGUCUAAACUAGGUGUCUUUGUAUUACCCUGGCUCUACUGCCUAAUUAUGUAUGUGAUCAGUCGUUACAUGUCUCGUGAAGACGAACUAUGCCUCAAUAAUAGCUGUAAGACGGCUUCAUCCUAUGUCAGGGCAUCGAUAAAUACGUCUCUCAACCCCUGCGAUAACUUCUACGAUUAUGUUUGUCAGGGCUGGAUGAAGAACUUCCAAAAUGAUAUCGAUUCUGCCACCAGCAUGCUAACUUUCCCGCUUUACUUUAAUUCGUCGGAUAACGCGUCGGGAAAUGUGGCCAAAGCUCUUAGAACUCUGAAACACUGCCAGGACGCUUUUGGCGCAGUCGACGAUUCCAGUGCUGACGAUCUUCUACAGUUUCUGCAUAACAACCUAAACCUGCUGUGGCCCCAAAGAACUGAGGGAGGUCCACAGGCAGUCAUCGACCUCGUAGUCUACCUACAAAUGACUUAUGACAUCAGUCCUUUUUUUGACAUGCUGUUCAGUAGCGGAAUGGCACAACUUACAAUAGAUGUGAACCGGCGAUACCGUCCCUGGUACACUCACUACAGUAGGACAAGAGGCAAGGAAUUCCGGAAGGCACUCAUUACCAAAGUCGUCGCGAGUAUGAGCACCACACCCUAUCCGAAUCUGGUGGCCAACAUCAUAGCCGUAGAAGACAGCAUUUCGUCUAUCGAUAGCAACGUGGACGACACCUUCCAAACGCUGAAAGUGAGGGUUCUGGCUCACAGUGAGUUCAACCACACGUGGCCUCUUGUGAGCGCCAUUUGGAGGCUCUGUAAGUCGCGUCAGAGACGAAUUCUUCUCAAGCGAACGAGAGCUCUGCUCAUUGCAACGGAGAAACUGGAGUCGCUUCUCACCCUUUUGCAAGACGCUUCUAUGACAGAAGCUAUUCUCGACUUCAUUGGCUGGAUUACUGUUGAGAUUCUGGGUCGCCGACUGUCGCCGACCGUUCGCCGAGCUAUACAGCAGACGUGCACGGAAUUCAAAGUCGACCCCGUGACUAAGCACGUUAUUCGGGAAGACUCGUGCUAUCGAGAAGUGUAUCGCUUAUUUGCUUUAGUUCUGGACCGCAAUACAUAUCAUACCUCCAACCAUACUGCUUUGGCGCGGUUCGAGAGCAUAUUCCAUAAUCUUCAGUCUCGCAUCGCCCUGCUCUUAGACGAUACCGGUUGGGUUGACACCAUCACAAAAGGGGGAAUGGUGAGAGCUCUAAAUAAUUUUGGAACUCAAGUUGGAAUGCUUAAAAAGUAUCGCUUCAAGGGUGUUGAGACUCGAUACUCCAAGUUGAAACCAGUCGACGAAAGUAAUUCCUUCUUGAAGAAUUUUCUCUUGAUCGCACGUUCGCUGAGUUCGUACCUGCUUUCUGUCUCCUUUCAAGAUACUUAUCCUAGAGAUUACUGGACCGUGAUAGCUAAGGUGCGCUACUUGGAAACUGUGAAUACCAUAUUUGUUCCCUUGUCGACGGUGAAGUCUAAACUGCACGGAGAUGACCCCGUGCCAUUAUCCUUGCUGUAUGGAAGCACAGUGCUGCAGAUGGCAGUGGCUACCUUCAAUGAAGGCUACUUGGGCUACACUGGUAUCAUGGAGACCGCCUGGUCUUCGGUAACGCAACACAGAUUUGACGUCUUCAUGAGCUGCUUCAGGAAUAACUUCGACAGCAGGGGCCCUAUACCGGACAACCCGACAGCAUACUACAUCCGGCUGCUGGCGCUGCGAACAGUAUUCCACAUGUAUCGUCUGGCCGUCCAGCGUCAGAAGGGGGACACCGUUUUGCUCACGUCCAAUGACCCGCUCAAGAGGUUGUCUGCCCAUCAGCUCUUUUUUGUCACAACCUGCUUGAACUUGUGCACCCGUGAUGAGGAAAAUAUGGACCAGUUUAGCCGCCUCUGCAACCUGCCAAUGCGUCGAAUUAAGUCCUUCAGUACGUCGUUCUUCUGUGAUUCCAUUGAUAUGUUGGCAAUUGCACCGUUCAAUUGUACUCCUCUGCGUCUGGCGCAGGACUAUUACCGCACCAAUAAAACUAUAUUCUAAAACU
This is a messenger RNA of Ornithodoros turicata, 2710 nucleotides long. RefSeq lists its product as uncharacterized. The record is from RefSeq and is a predicted model, not a curated record. NCBI's taxonomy places the organism in Eukaryota, Metazoa, Arthropoda, Arachnida, Ixodida, Argasidae. Gene Ontology annotation, molecular function: metalloendopeptidase activity. Bases 262 to 2706 code for a protein of 814 amino acids. The transcript is spliced from 2 exons. Gene Ontology annotation, biological process: proteolysis. Gene Ontology annotation, cellular component: plasma membrane.